This is a messenger RNA of Branchiostoma belcheri (Belcher's lancelet), 1063 nucleotides long. RefSeq names its product sulfotransferase 1A1-like. The transcript is spliced from 7 exons. Lineage: Eukaryota; Metazoa; Chordata; Leptocardii; Amphioxiformes; Branchiostomatidae. The record is from RefSeq and is a predicted model, not a curated record. Gene Ontology annotation, cellular component: cytoplasm. Gene Ontology annotation, biological process: sulfation. Gene Ontology annotation, molecular function: sulfotransferase activity. The coding region runs from base 93 to 1037 and encodes 314 amino acids.
AGUUUUUGACAAAGUUCAACAUUGACAAGACCUGUGACGAGGUGCAUUGUUUAUUGUUUGUUUGUUUAUUUGUUUAUUCUGCGCUGAGAACAAUGUCAGGAGACGACGGUUAUCUGCCCACGGGACUGGGCAUAAUGGGUGUUGUACGGACUUUGGGGUUCAUAGGAAACAAAAACUACCCCCACAUUUACAAUGGAGUCAGUUUCCCUGGUAUCGUACCGGCGGAGGGCUUGAAGGCACUGACGAACUUCGAGACGAGACCAGACGAUGUGGUCAUUGUGAGCUACCCCAAAUCAGGUUUGAACUGGACGUACGAGGUUGUGACGCUCAUCCUAAACAACGCGAACAUCACCAAACACAAAGUUCCUCUCUUCACACACGUCCCCUACCUGGAGGUGAUGCACAUUGAACACGGCAAGACCUACGCAGAGAUUCUAGGAGACAUGCCCUCUCCUCGACUCAUCGCUACGCACCUGCGGUACAGCAUGCUGCCGCCAGGGGUCCGGGACAACGGAACAAAGAUAAUCUACGUGGCCCGGAACCCUAAGGACGUAGUGGUGUCGUACUACCACUUCCACAGGAUGAGCCGGGUUCAUCCGGAUCCAGGCGCCUGGGACCAGUUUCUGUCAGAAUUCAUGUCCGGUAACGUUGUGUGGGGGUCGUGGUACCAACACGUGCUGGAUGUGUGGGCCAACCGACGGAAAGACAACAUCCUCAUCGUCAGAUACGAAGACAUGAAGAAGGAUUUACCGGGGACCAUCAGACAGAUGGCGGCGUUUCUCGGCAGACAGCUGAGUGAGCCCGGAGUACAGCUCAUCGCCAGUCACUGCACCUUCCAGGCCAUGAAGUCUAACCCCAUGACCAACGGCUCCAAGGUCCCCAUGGUCUUCAACAACGACAAGUCUCACUUCAUGAGAAAAGGAGUUGUUGGGGACUGGAUCAACCAUUUCACGGUGGCGCAGGACCGGACGUUCGACUCCCACUACCUGCGGACCAUCGCUGUCAGGGGCAUGGAGUUUGAGUUCGAGUUGCUAUGAGAAUCACAGCCCCCCUCCCCCCUCCC